AUGCUGUGGCCGUCGUGUCAGAGCCUGCGAUCCUGCGUCCUUCAUCAUCCUCCUUUCGUCACAUUUUUUAUAUGUGUCGUGACGCUUGGUGUCACCUACCUGGCUCUCGGAGUGUACAUCAAGACGCAGCCAGUGAGUGACGUGGAUUUUACCCAGGACUGGGGUGGCGUCCUUCAAGCCUUCACCGUGGGUAAGGUCUGCAUUCAGGGUAACGGUAGCCGUCACAUCACCACUGUGGAUGAGACUAGGACUGUGAAUCCUGAGAACAGCGCCAAUGUGUCUGUGCUGGUCACUUUUACCGUCUCUCCAUGGCAACUAGCGCUCAAUCACAGCAACUUGCAGAUAAUAGCGACUGGCGCCCAGCUUGGCAUGACAGGUACUGAUGCGGACACCCCCCUGACCAUUACUCUGACCUCUUAUUGGGGGUACAUCCAGUGUAACGGCAGUGAAGUAGAGUGCGCUGUGAAAUAUUGUGUCAGCUUGACCGGUCCUCGAGAACUUCUGCCACAGACAUCAUGGUCCCCUCAAUGUCCUGUGAAUGGUUCUGCUGUCCCAGUGGUCCCGGAGUUGUAUGUGCUGGAAACAGAAGCCAGCUCUUCCGCCAAGUGCCUUGUGUAUCAUGGAGACCUGACACAGAAUAUCAUACCUGAGGAAGAUGCGGCCCUGUGUGCGCAGCGACUGCGCGAGGUGGCCCUGGUCAUCCUCUUCCUGGGGCUCCUGUUGACGGUAAUGUUCGUGUUCUGUACCCCUCCCUUCAAAGAGAAGAAGACAGGUGGACCUCUGUGA
Molecule: messenger RNA, 786 nt
Organism: Staurois parvus
Lineage: Eukaryota; Metazoa; Chordata; Amphibia; Anura; Ranidae
Source: the annotation of a GenBank genome assembly